AUGGAGACCACAUUAAGCGAGACGUUCGUCGACAUCUUUAUUCCACUGUCGGCGGCUCUAGGUAUAGCGUUCGCUCUCUACCAAUGGGGUGUCGUAAGCCGGGUGAAGCUGACAGCGCCGUUGAGUGUGUACGGAUUGGAGGAUGGACAGUCGGAUAACGUGGACCAGCAGAUCGCCGAGAUUCAACAUGCCAUUUCCACGGGCGCGACGUCGUUCCUAACAACGGAGUACAAGUACCUAGCGGUAUUCAUGGCGUUCUUCAGCGUGCUCAUCUUCCUCUUCCUCGGCUCCGUCAACUCCUUCAGCACGUCGUGGCAGCCGUGCAGAGACAACCCCUCGCAGCUCUGCGCGCCCUCGCUCGCCAACGCUUUCUUCACCACCGUCGCGUUUAUUCUCGGCGCGCUCACGUCCACUCUCUCCGGAUACCUGGGAAUGAAGAUCGCCACCUACGCGAACGCGCGCACGACAGUGGAGGCACGGCGCGGAAUCGGCCCAGCCUUCGUGGUGGCGUUCCGGUCGGGCGCAGUAAUGGGCUUUCUUCUCGCAGCCAACGGGCUGAUCGUGCUGUUCAUCACCAUUGUGCUCUUCCGCCUCUACUACGGCAACGACUGGGCGUCGCUCUUCGAGACCAUCACGGGGUACGGGCUGGGCGGCUCCAGCGUGGCGCUGUUUGGGCGCGUGGGCGGGGGGAUUUACACCAAGGCGGCGGACGUGGGCGCGGAUCUGGUGGGGAAGGUGGAGAGGGGCAUCCCGGAAGACGACCCAAGGAACCCAGCGGUUAUCGCAGACAACGUGGGCGACAAUGUGGGGGACAUAGCAGGCAUGGGCUCGGACCUCUUCGGUUCCUUCGCAGAGUCCACCUGCGCAGCCCUCGUGAUCGCGUCCAUCUCCUCCCUGGGCCAGACGCACAACUUCACCGCCAUGUGCUUCCCGCUGCUCGUCUCCGCGCUCGGCAUCCUCGUGUGCCUCUUCACCACGCUCUUUGCCACCGACUGGUUCCACGUCACCGAGGCCCGGCAUGUGGAGCCGCAGCUCAAGGCGCAGCUGCUCAUCAGCACGGUGCUCAUGACGCCGCUCGUGCUGGGGCUGUGCUAUCUCGCGCUGCCGUCCUCGUUCACGAUCGUGGUGGCGGGGGAGGAGGCGGAUAAGACGGCGCAGAACUGGCAGAUAUUUUUCUGUGUGGCCUCGGGGCUGUGGGGCGGGUUGCUCAUUGGCUAUGUCACUGAGUACUUCACCAGCCAUGCCUACUCGCCCGUAAGGGACGUGGCAGACUCGUGCCGCACGGGGGCAGCCACGAACAUCAUCUUCGGGCUAGCCCUGGGCUACAAGUCCGUAGUCGUGCCCGUCUUUGCCAUCGCCGUGGCCAUCUACAUCAGCUAUGCCAUCGCCGCCAUGUACGGGGUCGCGCUGGCCGCCCUGGGCAUGCUCUCCACGCUCGCUACUGGGCUCGCUAUCGACGCGUACGGGCCGAUCUCGGACAAUGCCGGGGGGAUUGCGGAGAUGGCAGGGCUUGGGGCGGAUGUGAGGGAGCGGACGGAUGCGCUGGACUCUGCUGGGAACACCACUGCUGCCAUUGGCAAGGGCUUUGCCAUCGGGUCAGCAGCGUUGGUGUCACUCGCUCUGUUUGGAGCGUAUGUGAGCCGCGCACAGGUCACCAACAUCCUCAUCACCAACCCUCAGACGUUCGUGGGGCUGCUGGUGGGCGCCACGCUGCCGUACUGGUUCAGUGCCAUGACCAUGAAGAGCGUUGGCAAGGCAGCUUGCAUACUGAACAUCCCUCAUUUCCCCUCUUCUUCCCUUCCCUUCUUGCUUCCACCUCUCCCUUUCCCCCAGACAUUUGUUGGGCUGCUGGUGGGCGCCAUGCUGCCAUACUGGUUCAGCGCCAUGACCAUGAAGAGCGUCGGCAAGGCCGCUCUAGCCAUGGUGGACGAGGUGCGGCGGCAGUUUGACACCAUCCCGGGCCUCAUGGAGGGCACCGCGCGCCCUGACUACCACAAGUGCGUGCAGAUCUCCACCAAGGCGUCGCUCAAUGAAAUGCUGCCACCUGGCGCGCUCGUGCUCCUCGCGCCAAUCAUCACGGGGGUUCUCUUCGGGACGGCAACGCUGGCAGGGCUCCUAGCAGGAGCGCUGGUGUCUGGGGUACAGAUGGCGGUAUCGGCUAGUAACACGGGCGGCGCGUGGGACAACGCGAAGAAAUACAUCGAAGCGGGGAUGUCAGAGCACGCGCAGUCGCUGGGACCGAAGGGUUCAGAGGCGCACAAGGCAGCGGUGAUUGGGGAUACGGUGGGGGAUCCUCUCAAGGAUACAUCUGGGCCGUCGCUGAAUAUUCUGAUUAAGCUGAUGGCUGUGGAGUCGCUGGUGCUGGCGCCUUUCUUCGUGGCGCAUGGCGGGCUCAUUUGGGGCAAGUCCACGUGA
This is a messenger RNA of Closterium sp. Naga37s-1, 2415 nucleotides long. The record is from the annotation of a GenBank genome assembly. Lineage: Eukaryota; Viridiplantae; Streptophyta; Zygnematophyceae; Desmidiales; Closteriaceae.